AAGAAGAAGGAGGAGGAGAAGAAGAAGGAGGAGGAGGAGAAGAAGAAGAAGAAGAAGAAGAAGAAGAAAGCGAAAGUGUUGUUCUGAAUCGCAAACUGCUGUUUGUCAGCUGAUGAAAUGAUGGAAGGAAACCGGGAUGAAGCUGAAAAAUGUUUAAAUAUCGCUGCUAAAGCCCUCGAAGAUGGCAAUAAAGACAAGGCUUUGAAAUUCCUCUACAAAGCAGAAAAACUGUAUCCAACCAAGAAAGCAAAAGUGUUGUUGGAAGCCUUGCUGAGGAAUGGUACUUCGGCAGGGAACAGCACUGCAUACUGCAGGAAGUCAUCAAAUGGAACAGACCCUGGAUCCCAAACCCAAUAUGAGGCACAGAAACAGGACUCAGCAGCAGAUUUAACUAAAGGAUUUACCAAAGAGCAAGCUGAAGGGGUACAAAGGAUAAAGAAAUGUAAGAAUUACUAUGAGGUACUGGCUGUCAGAAAAGAUGCCAAUGUUGAGGAACUGAAAAAGGCCUACAGAAAACUGGCUUUGAAAUUCCACCCUGACAAAAACCAUGCACCAGGAGCAACCGAGGCCUUUAAAAAGAUUGGAAAUGCAUAUGCAGUGCUCAGUAACCCAGAGAAGAAGAGGCAGUAUGAUGUAAGUGGAGGAGAGGAGCCCAGCAGCACUCAUGGAGGAUUUGAUUUCCACAGAGGCUUUGAGUCUGAUAUUACACCUGAAGAUCUUUUUAACAUGUUCUUUGGAGACGGCUUCCCUUCAUCUAACACACAUGAAUUCACUAAUGACCAAACAUACAGUCACCAUUCGGACCAAACCAGAGGAGAGAGAACGGAGGAGAGAGGAGAUGGUGGGUACUCCAUGUUUAUUCAGCUGAUGCCGAUAGUUGUGCUGGUCUUGGUCUCAAUCCUCAGCCAGAUGUUGGUGUCCACACCUCCUUAUAGCCUUUACUCCAGACCGUCCACAGGACAGACUGUUAAGAGACAAACAGAGAACCUGCAUGUGGACUAUUUUGUCACCAGAGAUUUCAAAUCAGAAUAUAAGGGCUCAGCUUUACUAAAGAUUGAGAAGAAUGUAGAGGAGGAUUAUGUUUCUAAUGUGCGCAACAACUGCUGGAAGGAAAGACAGACAAAAACAGAUCUGCUGUAUGCUGCUAAGGUCUACAGAGAUGAAAGACUACAGCGAAAGGCUGAGCUCAUGACCAUGGAGAACUGCAAAGAGCUGGACAGAUUAAACAACCUGUUCCGUGGUGGAUAAACCUCAAUCUGAAACUAAGAGACACUUAAGAAUAUAAGACACCAUGGUAUAAAUGUAUUGUUUGGUUGUUGUUGUUUUUAGUUUGUUUUUUAAAAAAACAUUCUUAUACAAAAAAAAAAAGUUAAGUCUCUCACCUUCUUCUGAAAUAUGCUUUGCUCAGAAAUAAAUUCAGAAAAAGAUCAUUUUUA
Molecule: messenger RNA, 1436 nt
Organism: Ctenopharyngodon idella (grass carp)
Lineage: Eukaryota; Metazoa; Chordata; Actinopteri; Cypriniformes; Xenocyprididae
Gene: dnajb14
Product: DnaJ heat shock protein family (Hsp40) member B14
Exons: 8
Coding region: 118-1248 (376 amino acids)
Biological process (GO): cellular response to misfolded protein
Cellular component (GO): endoplasmic reticulum membrane
Molecular function (GO): Hsp70 protein binding
Source: RefSeq, a predicted model, not a curated record